Messenger RNA from Cladocopium goreaui, 1599 nucleotides. NCBI's taxonomy places the organism in Eukaryota, Dinophyceae, Suessiales, Symbiodiniaceae. The record is from the annotation of a GenBank genome assembly.
AUGGCGUGCGAGUGCUGCAAUGCCAAAGGUGGCACAAUUCCGACGCAGCAGGUAGAAACCGUGGUGCAAGUCAGACAAGAGGAGGAUCCACACAGUGUAGAUAUACUUCAGCAAUUGGCGUGCAACAGCCUCUCCACCCUCUCCAUGAACUUUUCCGUGGAUGGUGAAACAAUCAUCCCAGUCGCUGCUAUGGGCAGCCAAAGCUCUUCUGCCGCGCACCUGAGUUUGGGUAUUCAAGACAUGAAACUGUUGCGUGGAACUAACUUAGUUCAAGUUCUCAGCAGUUUUGGAGCUGAACUGCGCUGCAAUAGUCUCAACCAAAGUCUCACUCCCGAAGAGGCUGCAAAAUUGUACAGAAAAUCAUUCCAAGUCAACAAGUUCGACUACUUCAUCAGUCACUGCUGGCAGGAUGAACGAUUUCCCAAGGUGGUUGCCCUAUACAUCCACAAGAAUCUGCACGUUGCAAUGAUCUUUUCGACCAUUGUGGCCAUCAUUUUGACAGCCUUGACUCGCUUGAAGGUCUUGCCAGUGGUCGCCGAAGGCGAUAGCAAUGUCAUAGACCAUUUUCCAUGGGCGCUUUGUGGUGGAGGCCUGUCCUUCUUCUUUGUAUUGUUCACUUGGCACCACGUGGCGUUCUUAGUGAGACCGCGUAUCUAUUUCUUGGACAAAUUCUGCGUCCAUCAAGGGGACGAUGAUUUGAAGCGUUUAGGUGUCCAAUCGUUUGCUGGCUUCGUCGCAGCCUCCGAUCGCAUGCUCUUGUUAUGGACGACACAAUACUUUACCCGCUUAUGGUGCACCUUGGAGUUGGCUGCACUGGUGAAAUCGCGGCAAGGGCUGGCUGCAACGAAAUUUCCCUUGGAGAUUUUGCCUUUGAAGUUGGCAAAGGUGAGUUUCAUGACCUGGGUGACGGUUUUCCUGGUCUAUGCCAUCGUUCAGUUCAACCGGAUAUUGGGCCGUCCCAUUCCAGACAUUGGUAUUUUGGGUGUUGCUCUGUUGGUCAGCGCCUUCGUUCUGAUCCGGGCUUUGCGGGUGUAUGCCCAUGAUCGGAAGGCAAUGCAUCACCAAAUAGAAAACUUUUCGGUGCAAGAAGCAAAGUGCUCAGAUGAGCGUGAUCGGCGAUGGGUCGAGCGAUCGAUGCUGCGAUGGUUUGCUGAUCUUGAGCUUUGCAACCUGCACAUCCGACAAGCAGUGCGAGAGCAAGCAGAGGAGCGGUUGGGGCCCGAACGUCACAUCCCGACCAAAUUGCUAAUGCCCGUAUUCCUUGUGAACCUUUUCAACGAUUGCGACUACAUCGUGGGAGGUUAUUACGACAGUCUCCGCAAGAGCCUUGCCGGGCUGGGCUGGGCGGCCUUUACUCUGUCCAUCGUUCCUGUGGGCUACCGCCUCGCUCUCUGCUUCACACAACAGCGCAAAUGGUUCUUGGAAUUGCUCAUCAACACUUCCUUAUCUCUCGGCUUAGUUCUCUUAGCGGUGAGCAUCUAUGUGACUACACACUUUGUGGUUGCAAAACCCGAAGUGAAUGCAGUGGUACUGUGCAUUCCAUUUCUGGAAAUUGUGGUUGUUGCAUGGUUGCAGAGGAGAUCUUUUGGACGUUGCUGA